ACUGUCCCCUCCCGGCAGCCUCACCUAGGCCCCUCCAGUGGCGGCCCCUUGUCCCCUGCACCCAUGCCUGGCCUUGGAAGUUGCUGCUCACUUUUCUGGAAUAUUCUUUUCUUAGAUCUCUGCAGGACAGUCCCUACCCCUACAAGGGCUCCACACAUGUUCCCUCCUUCAUGACUCCCACUGGGCUUCCCCGGCAGAGCCCCAUGUCUCCAAAGCUCUGGUGACACCUGCCAGGCUUCCUCCAGGCCACAGCUCCGCAGCGCGCGUCUGAAAGAGAAUAGGAAGUGGCCCGCAGGGCAGGCUGGCUGAGGGCCCCAGCACUGUCAGCGGGGUCUGAGGUCCUCCCAGCCCUGAAGGGGAAACUGGAGCUUCUCAGGCCAGCCCAGGACGCGUCCUCAGGAACCACAGCAGUAAGACUUUGACCCCGACGCAGGCUUCAGUGGUUGCCGUGGAUCAGAAGCCUGAGCGCUUUGGCUCGAGACAAUUAAGGACGUGGGAUGAGGCUCCGAGACAGGACGCGGUUCUGCCUGGGGACCCUGAAGAUAAAAAGCUUUCAAAAGUCGAAUUCAUGGUCGUGGAAGCCGAGCCCAUAUUAAGAGAUGUCAGGCGUCCGACCUCCAAUCAUGAACGGGCCCCUGCACCCGCGGCCCCUGGUGGCACUGCUGGAUGGCCGGGACUGCACGGUGGAGAUGCCUAUCCUGAAGGACGUGGCCACCGUGGCCUUCUGCGACGCGCAGUCCACGCAGGAGAUCCAUGAGAAGGUCCUGAAUGAGGCCGUGGGGGCCCUGAUGUACCACACCAUCACACUCACCAGGGAGGACCUGGAGAAGUUCAAAGCCCUGCGCAUCAUCGUCCGGAUCGGCAGUGGUUUUGACAACAUCGACAUCAAGUCGGCCGGGGAUUUAGGAAUCGCCGUCUGCAACGUGCCUGCAGCGUCCGUGGAGGAGACAGCCGACUCGACGCUGUGCCACAUUCUGAACCUGUACCGGCGGGCCACCUGGCUACACCAGGCGUUGCGGGAGGGCACGCGAGUCCAGAGCGUUGAGCAGAUCCGAGAGGUGGCGUCUGGCGCCGCCAGGAUUCGUGGAGAGACCUUGGGCAUCAUCGGACUCGGUCGUGUAGGGCAGGCGGUGGCGCUGCGAGCCAAGGCCUUCGGCUUCAACGUGCUCUUCUACGACCCCUACCUGUCAGACGGCGUGGAGCGGGCACUGGGGCUGCAGCGCGUGAGCACCCUGCAGGACCUGCUGUUCCACAGCGACUGUGUGACACUGCACUGCGGCCUCAACGAGCACAACCACCACCUCAUCAACGACUUCACCGUCAAGCAGAUGAGACAAGGGGCCUUCCUGGUGAACACGGCCCGGGGUGGCCUGGUGGAUGAGAAGGCGCUGGCCCAGGCCCUGAAGGAGGGCCGGAUCCGCGGCGCGGCCUUGGACGUGCACGAGUCGGAACCCUUCAGCUUUAGCCAGGGCCCCCUGAAGGACGCACCCAACCUCAUCUGCACCCCCCACGCUGCAUGGUACAGUGAGCAGGCAUCCAUCGAGAUGCGAGAGGAGGCAGCACGGGAGAUCCGCAGAGCCAUCACAGGCCGGAUCCCAGACAGCCUGAAGAACUGUGUCAACAAGGACCAUCUGACGGCCGCCACCCACUGGGCCAGCAUGGACCCCGCGGUCGUGCACCCCGAGCUCAAUGGGGCCGCCUACAGCAGGUACCCUCCUGGCGUGGUGGGUGUGGCCCCCACUGGCAUCCCAGCUGCUGUGGAAGGCAUCGUGCCCAGCGCCAUGUCCCUGUCCCACGGUCUACCCCCUGUGGCCCACCCGCCCCACGCCCCUUCUCCUGGCCAAACUGUCAAGCCCGAGGCGGAUCGAGACCACGCGAGUGACCAGUUGUAGCCCGGGAGGAGCUCUCCAGCCUCGGCGCCUGGGCGGAGGGCCGGAAGCCCCUCGGACCAGAGUGUGCAGAGGAGGUGCCUGCGUGGCGGCCGUGGCGCUGCAGAGACUGUCGGGCAGUGCAGGAGGCGGGUGGGCAGCGCCGGGCCCGUGUCGGUUUUCGUCGUCCGUCCCGUGGGCUCUCUGUCCUGUGUCCUUCGCGUUCCUCGUUAAGCAGAAGAAGUCAGUAGUUUUUCUCCCAUGAACGUUCUUGUCUGUGUACAGUUUUUAGAACAUUACAACGGAUCUGUUUGCUUAGCUGUCAACAAAAGGAAAACCUGAGGGAGCAUUCCGAAGUCAACUCGAGGUCAUUUUCUCCUUUUCUAUGUUGGAACGUGCCCCGGAUGAGGCAGUUGGCAAACUUCUCAGGACAAUGAACCCUUCCCGUUUUUCUUUUUAUGCCACACAGUGCAUUGUUUUUUCUACCUGCUUGUCUUAUUUUUAGAAUAAUUUAGAAAAACAAAACAAAGGCUGUUUUUCCUAAUUUUGGCAUGAACCCCCCUUGUUCCAAAUGAAGACGGCAUCACAAAGCAGCUCCAGGAGGAGAAGCUUGGGCGGUGCCCGGCACGCCCGCUGCCCGUCGACGUCUGUCCUGGGGCCGUGGGGGGUGGCAGCGUCCCGCCUGCACCGGUGCCGUCCUGCUGAUGUGGUAGGCUAGCAAUAUUUUGGUUAAAAUCAUGUUUGUGACUGUAACCAUUUGUAUGAAUUAUUUUAAAGAAAUAAAAAUCCCGGAAAGAG
Molecule: messenger RNA, 2666 nt
Organism: Callithrix jacchus (white-tufted-ear marmoset)
Lineage: Eukaryota; Metazoa; Chordata; Mammalia; Primates; Cebidae
Gene: CTBP1
Product: C-terminal binding protein 1
Biological process (GO): regulation of transcription by RNA polymerase II
Cellular component (GO): nucleus
Molecular function (GO): DNA-binding transcription factor binding; transcription corepressor activity; NAD binding
Source: RefSeq, a predicted model, not a curated record